CUGCGCAUGCGCUCUGUGUGGCUUGGUCAAUAUGGCGGCGUGCUUAAAGAAUCUGACAUCUAUCGGGAGAAAUGUUGUACAGAGACAUUUACUGAAGACAUAUUCUUCACCCAGGCUCACAUCUGGACCCCACAGACUGUUGGCUGUUCAGGCUCCACAAGUGGCCCUCAAUGUUCCUGAAACUAAGGUGACCGCUUUAGAAAACGGGCUCCGGGUGGCUUCUGAGGACUCUGGGCUUCCAACCUGCACAGUGGGCCUCUGGAUAGAUGCUGGUAGUCGCUAUGAAAAUCAAAGAAACAAUGGCACAGCGCAUUUUCUGGAACACAUGGCUUUUAAGGGCACAAGGAAACGCUCCCAGCUGGAUCUGGAGUUGGAGAUUGAGAACAUGGGGGCUCACCUGAACGCCUACACCUCCCGGGAGCAGACUGUGUAUUACGCCAAGGCUUUUUCUAAAGAUCUCCCACGAGCUGUGGAGAUCCUGGCUGACAUCAUCCAGAACAGCAUGCUUGGUGAGGCAGAGAUUGAGAGGGAACGAGGGGUGAUCCUCAGAGAGAUGCAGGAAGUAGAGACUAAUCUGCAGGAGGUGGUCUUUGAUUACCUGCAUGCUACAGCGUAUCAGUCCACAGCGCUAGGACGGACCAUCCUGGGGCCCACAGAGAACAUCAAAACAAUCAACAGAGGAGACCUGGUGGAGUACAUCACCACUCACUACAAAGGCCCCAGAAUAGUUUUGGCUGCUGCUGGAGGAGUUUCACACGAUGAACUCAUCGAUCUUGCUAAAUAUCACUUUGGAAAGCUUCCCGGUAGAUAUGAAGGUGAAGCCCCUGCUCUGCCUCUUUGUAACUUCACAGGAAGUGAGAUCCGUGUGCGUGAUGACAAAAUGCCACUGGCUCACAUCGCUAUCGCAGUGGAGGCAGUGGGAUGGUCACACCCCGACACCAUCCCUCUCAUGGUGGCCAACACACUUAUUGGAAACUGGGACCGCUCAUUCGGUGGCGGUGUGAAUCUGUCCAGUAAACUGGCUCAGAUGGCUUGUCAGGGAAACCUGUGUCACAGCUUCCAGUCCUUCAACACCUGCUACACAGACACUGGACUGUGGGGGCUCUACAUGGUGUGUGAGCCCGGCACCAUCAACGACAUGAUGUACUUUACACAGAUGGAAUGGAUGUCUCUGUGUACGAGUGUGACGGAGAGUGAGGUGGUUCGGGCCAAGAAUCUGCUCAAGACCAACAUGCUGCUGCAUCUCGAUGGCUCCACCCCCAUCUGCGAGGACAUUGGAAGACAGAUGUUGUGCUACAGUCGAAGGAUCCCUCUACACGAACUGGAGGCCAGAAUUGAUGCCAUCGAUGCUAAAACCAUUAAGGAAGUUUGUACUAAAUACAUUUACAACAAAGCUCCUGCCAUCGCAGCAGUAGGUCCUAUUGAACAACUUCCAGACUACAACCAGAUCCGCAGUGGGAUGUUCUGGAUGAAAACCUGAAGGAUCCACCAUAGACACACAACUAUAAACUGUACAGUAUAUUGACACAAACUCUAUUUAAGUCUCCAAUGUAGUAUUUUUCCGCCUUUAAUCUUUUCUUAUAAAAUAAAGACCAACACAAUAAUUUUAAAAUAACACA
Messenger RNA from Sphaeramia orbicularis (orbiculate cardinalfish), 1619 nucleotides. RefSeq names its product peptidase, mitochondrial processing subunit beta (gene pmpcb). Gene Ontology annotation, cellular component: mitochondrion. Gene Ontology annotation, molecular function: metalloendopeptidase activity; metal ion binding. The transcript is spliced from 13 exons. The coding region runs from base 32 to 1480 and encodes 482 amino acids. Lineage: Eukaryota; Metazoa; Chordata; Actinopteri; Kurtiformes; Apogonidae. The record is from RefSeq and is a predicted model, not a curated record.